UCCCCGCCUGCUCCUGCUCCUCAUGCCCCGCCUUCCGGCUUGUUACCAUGGUGACAGUUUGCUGCCCGGCCCAGCCCAGGGCAGGACGCAUCCCGGGCGGGCCCCAUGGAGGUCACGGGCAGCACCUACCUCGGGGACUAUGUGCAUGGCAGGAUUGAAGGGAAAGGCCGCUAUACUCUCCCAACUGAAACCAAAUAUAAUGGCAAAAUGAAAGAUGGAAUGUUUCAUGGCAAAGGAACCUUGUAUUUUCCUAAUAGAAGCAAAUAUGAAGGAAUCUGGGACUGCGGAAUAUCGAAAGAGGGGAAAUACACUUUUGCAGAUGGUCUUGAAUUCAAAGAUAAAAAAUGGCAUUAUUGUGAUGGCUAUGACAGAAGAUUUUAUACAGAAAUCUGUUCCGGUCUAAAACCAGCAGGUAUCUCUCAGCUUACAAACUUAGAUCCUCCCAGAACAAUUCCAACAGGCUGUUAUGACUGUGGUGAUGGAUUCUAUAAUCCUAAUACCAGAGUUGUCAUUGAUUACAAACUCAGGUUUUUGAGGAAUGCAGCUUCCUCCUAACAUUACCCUUGGGACUGAAAUGUCUCAUGCUUGGUCUGAAUGAACCUGGAAGUGAAUCAUCUUGAAAAAUUUGAAAAAAUUCCAUUUAUCCCUUCUGGAUCAUCCAAGGACAAAAUCCAUUCAAUAAUUGUGUAGAUGUGUGUGGCUAUCCUUCCCUAUCAGUAUCUGAGGGAGGCCACGCCCCCUCAUAGUUGGGCCUCUGUUCAGGCAAGGGUUACUGGAGAAUUAGCAAUCUCUGAGGUGCUGGCCCUCUAAACAGGGCCAGACAGCAAGCCAUCCGGGGCUCAGGCUCUCAGGUAGGACAGGACCACAAACAGUCUUGGGGCUCAGGCCCUCAGGCACGUGGGAGCACCAGUCUUGGGGGCUCAGGCCCUUGGGCAGAGUGGAGCACCAAAUAGUCUGACAUCCUAGCUCUGGCAGACAGCAGACAAACACAGGCCUCUUGGCCUACGGUAGGGAGGCUGUCACUCCAGGGGUGGGGUUGGCAGCAGGAGCUAGGGGGACCUGGGCCCACUCUACUCCACCUGGUGCCAGCCUAGGGCCCUAACAGUGGCAGAUGGUUCCAUCACUGAAUCAGCGGGGAUCCAGCCAAAACAUGCUGACCUGGAUUCAGACAACAACACAACUGGGCUAAAGUCUGGUGUCUCUAGGCUAUUUCCUACACUCCCGUCAUUGUGUACCUGUUGCUCAGGGUUGUCCUCCGUCUCCCCGGGGUAUACAGCUAAUGGCAGU
Molecule: messenger RNA, 1287 nt
Organism: Chelonia mydas (Green sea turtle)
Lineage: Eukaryota; Metazoa; Chordata; Testudines; Cheloniidae
Gene: MORN5
Product: MORN repeat containing 5
Exons: 5
Coding region: 106-555 (149 amino acids)
Source: RefSeq, a predicted model, not a curated record